Molecule: messenger RNA, 390 nt
Organism: Beauveria bassiana ARSEF 2860
Lineage: Eukaryota; Fungi; Ascomycota; Sordariomycetes; Hypocreales; Cordycipitaceae
Exons: 2
Coding region: 1-390 (129 amino acids)
Source: RefSeq, a predicted model, not a curated record
AUGGACGUUGUCGCCAGCCUCCCGGAGAGCCAUCUCCGCGCCAUCCUCGUUGCUCUCUUCAAGGACCCGUACACGCACGACCGCGUCAUCAGCAUGGCGAGCAAGCUGGCGGCCGCGCCUUCUUCCUGCAACGGCAGCGACCUGGCCAUCUGCGUGCAGUGCAAGCAAGCCUUUUCCGUCCUGACGCGUGCCGAAAACUCGUGCCACUAUCAUCCCGGGACCAGAUGGGCGGACGAGAGCAACGAGGCGUGGGAGGACCACUUCGUCAACACUGACGGGCCCAUGGAGACGGAGGAGAAUAUGGAGGAUUGGCCGGAUGCCUUUGUUUGGGAUUGCUGUCAGAAGACAGGAAGCGCUCGGGGCUGUAAAGUCGGCCAGCACAGAUCAUAG